CCCAGCAGCAUCAUCAUCAUCAUCACACGUCUCAAUUCCCUAUCCACCACCCACCAUGAGCGCCAAACACCACCUACACGUUGCAAGCCAGAUUCCGCGACACAUGCACCCCAGCCAGGUCAUUGCCGCGCUGCACAACCACGAAACAGCCCUCACCCUGCAAGCCCUGACUUGCGGGCACGAGAAGGCGGCGUCGACAGCCUCGGAAACGCUCAAAGACACAUACUGGUACCCCCCCGACCAGUACCCCAUUACCACCUACAACGUCACCGAAUGCAUCACCUGGUGCCCGGGCAUCGGCGAGUACGGCAAAAAAUACAUCAAGUUCCCGAGCUGUUUCCAGGACACGCGCCACGGCAUCAAGACACGAGCGGAUGCUGCUGCGGGCGUGACGGUGCGCGCCGAGUUCCGCGUUGUGGCCAGCGGCGAGGCGGGCAGCGAGGUCGUCGGCGAGGGCAUGGGCGUCGGCGACGCCCCGUGGGUGCUCGUCGAAGACGUCGAGGUCGCUUGCUCGUGGUUGCUGAUGCCGUUUGUCAAGGGCAAAAUGGAAGAGGCGCACCGCGAUGUAUGUCGCAAAGUGAUUGAGCGAGUGGAGCAGCAAAUGAAGGCGCUGAGUAUGCCCGGUGUUGGCAGCGCAGCGUUCGAAGCCAUCAAGAGACAGGACAGCAAGGCCGACAGCAUCGAGAACAUCAACACGGGAUUUGCCCAGGAGACAAGAGAGCACUAUGCUAAGCCCCGAUCUCAGGCCCAUCAGCCUGUUGCUCGGCCCGCAGUGCCAGUACUAGCAGAAAUCGAGGCCGUCGACUCGCAACGCACAGAAAUGCCUGCUACCCCGUUGCCCGACAAAAUCACCUACCGAUGAUACAGGGACAGCAAAACGAAAAAAAAAACUCAAAAGAAUGCAAACAGAAACAGAAAUAAUAUGUAAUGAUCUCAUAGACGGAUGAAUAAACACAACCACUUUUCUACACCAACAUCAUAUCAGACCUCGAUCUUUUCUUUUCUUUUUUUCUAGAAUAACUUUAACUGCAUAAUGAC
Messenger RNA from Exserohilum turcica Et28A, 1038 nucleotides. RefSeq lists its product as uncharacterized. The record is from RefSeq and is a predicted model, not a curated record. The transcript has a single exon. Lineage: Eukaryota; Fungi; Ascomycota; Dothideomycetes; Pleosporales; Pleosporaceae. Bases 56 to 862 code for a protein of 268 amino acids.